Messenger RNA from Rosa rugosa (rugosa rose), 941 nucleotides. RefSeq names its product monooxygenase 3-like. The transcript is spliced from 4 exons. NCBI's taxonomy places the organism in Eukaryota, Viridiplantae, Streptophyta, Magnoliopsida, Rosales, Rosaceae. The record is from RefSeq and is a predicted model, not a curated record. Gene Ontology annotation, molecular function: FAD binding. The coding region runs from base 12 to 548 and encodes 178 amino acids.
UAGAAAGAGAAAUGGAGUCGAAAAGAGAGCAAGAGAGCUAUCAGAGAGAGGGAGUCAAACAGGUGGCAAUGGAAACAACGGUGGAGGAUGUGGUGAUAGUGGGGGCAGGGAUAGCCGGUUUGGCCACGGCAGUGGCGUUGAAGAGAGCAGGAAUUGAAGCGCUUGUGUUGGAGAGAUCCGAAGGGCUGAGAGCCACAGGUGCAGCCUUGACUCUAUACCCCAACGCUUGGCGGUCUGCUCUUGAUGCAUUGGGAAUUUCUCAGAAGCUCGCAACUCGUUAUCCCCCCACGCUCAAGGGACAUGUAAUUUAUCUUGACACAGGAGAAGUUCAAGAAGUUUCUAGACCCAUAACCAAUGAGGUUCCAGUUGGACCGAGAUGUUUACACCGGAAAGCCUUACUCGAGGCCUUGGCAGAUGAAUUAACAAUUCAUUCAGUCCGUUUCUCUUCCAAGAUCUCUGCUAUUGAUACCCAACAACAUGAAGGUUCAUCCCUUGCCAUUGUUCACUGGGAAAAUGGAACUAUCAUCAAAACAAAGGUUCUGAUAUAGGGUGUGACGGUGUGCACUCGGUGGUGUCAGGCUGGUUAGGGCUCGGUGAAUCAGUCCUUUCGGGUCGAUCAGCGGUUCGUGGAUUGGCUGUGUUUCCUCAAGGCCAUGGACUCGACCAAAACUUCCGGCAGUACAUAGGAAUAGGCAGAAGAUACACUACUAGAAUUUUUGCCUUAGACAUCGGCCAGAAACCGAUGUUAAAAAAAAAACCAUCCGAUGUCUUAGUGGGUGAUGUUAAAGAUCACAAACAAAAAGACAUCGGUCAAAAACCGAUGUCCAGUACAACAAUAGACAUCGAAUAAGCUUAUGGAACCGAUGUAAAACCGUUAUUAUGAUGACAUAUUAGUGUGUUUAGAUAUUGUUAAACCUUCAUAUUUUGGCAUUUAAUGCUUA